CCAGGCUGCAGGACAAUCCCGUGACAGCCAAGCAAUCCAUUUCUGAAUAUGAUGGCCCUGACCCCCCUUCACAAAACAAGCACCCCUGAAUCUGCUCUGCUUUCCAUCAAAGAACUGGAAUAUAUCCUGGACAGCUGCAGGAUGGAAUUAAAAGAGGUAGACGAAGUAUGGCCCAAUCUUUAUAUCGGCAACAUUGUGACAGCCCAUGACAAGGAAGAAUUGAGAAGACUGGGCAUCAGCCACGUACUGAAUGCUGCACACGCUGCUUGGGGGAGCCGAGGAUGCCAAGCCUUCUAUGGCCAGGAAAUCCAUUACCACGGAAUAUCGGCAGAAGACGACCCUGACUUUGACCUUAGUGGACAUUUUCACCCUGCUUCAGAGUAUAUCCACAAAGCACUGAGUGCUCCCCAAGGAAAGAUUUUGGUUCACUGCAUUCUGGGUAAAAGCAGAUCAGCAGCCUUGGUGCUGGCUUAUCUCAUGAUCUACCAGAACUUCUCACUGAGGGAGGCUAUUGAAAGGGUUCUCCAACACAGAGCCAUUUCACCAAACCGAGGGUUCCUGAAACAGCUGCAAGAUCUAGAUCUGGAGUUGCUGUAUAAGAUAAGCCCAUGUCAACUUCUCUAAGCUGAAGCAAGAAAAAUGGAGGCAACCUCUGGAAAAUGGAGAAUUUCAAGAAUUUUUUUUGGACACAUUUGAAUGUAUUAUAGAGUUGCCAAGUUUGGCUUGGGAAAUCCCCUGAGAUUUGGGGGCAAAGCCUUGGAAGGGAAGAGUUUGGGGAGAGAAGGCAGGGAUGUGAUGCCAUAGACAACAACCUCCAAAACUGCCAUUUUCUCCAGGGAAACCGAUCCCCAUCAUCUGGAGAUCAGUUUUAAUUCUGGGAGAUUUCCAGGCACACCUGGAGUUUAGGAAUCUUAUAUCUAGCCUUUGAAAUCCUAUAAGAGAAGUUGGGAAUUUCUUCAUUAUUAAAGGAAGAUGGAAUGCUGGGCAUGAAAGAUUAAUAAUGUUACAACAGUAAUACUAAUAUGAAUACUACUACUAAAAUGACUACUACUAAGCCUUUUAUUGUGCUUUUAGGAUAUUCAGAUGUUUCACUUAGGCAGGUCAGUAUUCUUAAAACAACACUGAAGGUCAUUCUUGUUGACUUAUAAAUGAAUGUGAAGUUUAGGGUCAUUGACCAGCAUCCAAAGAUUAGAACUAGUUCCAUGAGCCCACAAAAACUACAGGUUUCUUUUUCUCUGAUAACAGCCAACCAUGUGAACAAAAAAUAAAUAUUUCCUGAGAAAGGGUGUGCCUUUCUUUUGAAACACAAAUCACUGUUAUCUUUAAUAAUGCAUGUACAUACUGCUCCAUUCUGUAGUCACUGUAUGCAUGUACAUACUGCUCCAUUCUGUAGUCACCGUAUGCAUGUACAUACUGCUCCAUUCUG
Messenger RNA from Eublepharis macularius, 1426 nucleotides. Its product is annotated as dual specificity protein phosphatase 13-like. The record is from RefSeq and is a predicted model, not a curated record. NCBI's taxonomy places the organism in Eukaryota, Metazoa, Chordata, Lepidosauria, Squamata, Eublepharidae. Gene Ontology annotation, cellular component: cytoplasm. The transcript is spliced from 3 exons. Gene Ontology annotation, molecular function: protein tyrosine/serine/threonine phosphatase activity; MAP kinase phosphatase activity. Gene Ontology annotation, biological process: protein dephosphorylation; negative regulation of MAPK cascade. Bases 49 to 624 code for a protein of 191 amino acids.